CGCGCGGCGAGUCCGUCCUGCCGGGUCCGGGGGCGGGCCCUGGGAGGUCAAAGGGGAAGGGUCGCCAAGGUGGCGGCUCCCGCGCGGCUCGUGCUGCCGCGGUAGAGCGGCGGUUGGCGUUGCCGGCCCGGCGGGGGCGUAUCGGGCUCUGCUGGGACAAUGGCCCCGGCUCCGCUGCUCCUCGCUGGGGGCCGGGGCUGGCAGAGGCUCCUGGGGCCCCAGCGGGAGGUGCUGGUGCAGGGACUUCAGGGGUCUCAGAGGGGGCUGUUGGGGUCCCAGGUAGGUCAGAGGGGGCUGCAGGUGCUGGGGUCCCAGGGGGGGUUAUUGGGGUCCCAGGUAGGUCAGAGGGGGCUGCAGGUGCUGGGGUCCCAGGGGGGGUUAUUGGGGUCCCAGGUAGGUCAGAGGGGGCUGCAGGUGUUGGGGUCCCAGGUAGGUCAGAGGGGGCUGCAGGUGCAGGGGUCCCAGAGGCAGUUAUUGGGGUCCCAGGUAGGUCAGAGGAGGCUGCAGGUGUUGGGGUCCCAGGUAGGUCAGAGGGGGCUGCAGGUAUUGGGGUCCCAGGUAGGUCAGAGGGGGCUGCAGGUGCUGGGGUCCCAGAGGCGGUUAUUGGGGUCCCAGGUAGGUCAGAGGGGGCUGCAGGUGUUGGGGUCCCAGGUAGGUCAGAGGAGGCUGCAGGUGCUGAGGCCCCACAGGGGGUUAUUGGGGCCCCAGAGGGAGCUGCCGCUGCAAGAUCUGUCCAGAGGCUUUGGCAAGGUAGCCAGGACCAGGAGCAGCAGAGAAGUGAGAGAAACUGAGGACUCUGCCCCAGUUUUUCAGUAUGUGGGGGAGAGGGCCAAGCGGAAGGAGAGGGUGUUUGUCUGGGGUUUCUGUCAUGCUGGGGCCCUGGGGAUUCCCAGCUUCGUUAAGCCUGAUGCAGGCUGGAAAAAGCGCCGGAGGAUCCAGCCCACACCCUACCGCCUGGAAACAGCUGAGAAGAUAUCCUCUGCAGCAUGUGGCUAUGGCUUCACGCUAAUAUCCUCAAAAACCACUGACAUUACCAAAGUUUGGGGCAUGGGGCUGAACAAGGAUUCUCAGCUUGGCUUUCAGAGAAGCAGGAAGGAUCAAACUAAAAGCUAUGAAUGUGUCUUGGAACCGUCUCCCAUUCCAUUACCACUGGACACUCCCCAGGAGACUCGGAUCUUGCAGGUGUCUUGCGGGAGAGCUCAUUCCCUGAUCCUGACAGACAAGGAAGGAGUCUUCAGCAUGGGCAACAAUUCCUAUGGGCAGUGCGGCCGAAAAGUUAUUGAAGGUGAAAUUUACAGUGAGAGCCAUCUAAUUCACCGACUGCGAAAGUUUGAAGGCAGGGUUGUGCAGAUUGUCUGUGGGCAGGAUCACAGUCUGUUCAGGACGGAGAGAGGCGAGGUUUACUCCUGUGGAUGGGGAGCUGAUGGACAAACAGGUCUUGGCCAUUACAAUAUCACCAGUGUGCCCACCAAACUGGGCGGAGAUAUUGCUGGAGUAAAUAUCGUUCAGGUUGCCACCUAUGGGGACAGCUGUCUGGCUGUAUCUGAUGAAGGAGAUCUCUUUGGAUGGGGAAACUCUGAAUACAUGCAGCUGGCUUCCAUCACAGAGACGACACAGGUGAAUGUUCCGAGGCACUUACCAUUCAAGAUUGGGAAGAUAAAGGAUGCUGCAUGUGGAGGAACGGGCAAUGCUGUUGUAAAUGAAGAAGGAAAUGUCUUUGUCUGGGGAUAUGGAAUUCUUGGGAAAGGACCAAACCUGAUGGAAACAGCAACUCCAGAAAUGAUCCCACCCACCCUCUUUGGCUUGUCAGACUUCAGUCCAGACACCCGUGUUUCUCGCAUUCGCUGCGGACUCAGCCAAUUUGCUGCACUUAACAACAGAGGAGAGCUGUUUGUGUGGGGCAAGAAUAUAAGGGGGUGCCUGGGGAUUGGAAGAAUGGAAGACCAGUAUUUCCCAUGGAGGGUGACAGUCCCAGGCGAGGUAGUUGAUGUGGCUUGUGGAGUUGAUCAUAUGGUAACUCUGGUUAAAUCAUUUAUCUAGCAGCUGUGCUGUACCUCAGCUACACAUUGGGAAUGGAUGGUAAAAGAUGAACCCAUGAUCACUCUUUCAGGAAGGAGAACCCUUUGUGCUCAUGUUCAGGGGAUAUAAUACGGCACUGACUGCAUGCACUUGGCGUGUGAAGAACCUCUGCCAUGCUUGGAACUUUAACUGGAGGCUCUGGAUCUGGAGAAACAGUUACUCUUUGGGAGGAACGUAAGGCUCUCUCCCAUAGGGAUGUGCAUAUCAAACAUUUUUAAUUGGCUGCUGAGAAGAUUCCAACUGUCCUGCUGCGAAACCCCACUAAUGUGUAAGGAUUAAGGCAAGAAGGGGAGCUGUUUGAUGACCAUUUUACUGUGUUCCUCCAUAAGGAAAUUGCAGGACAUAAUACUAACUCAUACAGAUGGCAGUAGAACUUUAAACGCCACUGCGAGGGCAUGAUGGUCUUCCCCAACCCUGUUUCUGAAAGGGAAAGUUAUAUUAUGGGCUGAAAUAAAUAUAUGCUAAUACA
This is a messenger RNA of Chelonia mydas (Green sea turtle), 2548 nucleotides long. It is a transcript of the gene RCC1L, whose product is annotated as RCC1 like. The transcript is spliced from 11 exons. NCBI's taxonomy places the organism in Eukaryota, Metazoa, Chordata, Testudines, Cheloniidae. The record is from RefSeq and is a predicted model, not a curated record. Bases 160 to 2040 code for a protein of 626 amino acids.